Molecule: messenger RNA, 783 nt
Organism: Naegleria gruberi
Lineage: Eukaryota; Heterolobosea; Eutetramitea; Acrasida; Naegleriidae
Exons: 1
Coding region: 1-783 (260 amino acids)
Source: RefSeq, a predicted model, not a curated record
AUGAAACAAGAGUAUCAACAAGUAUUUAAUCCUAGGAAUGCAUCUUCUAAUAUUAAUAAAUAUAAUACUAAUAAUAAUAAUAACAAAAUGUCAUUCAUUGAUGAAACUAAUAAUGUAACAUUAAAAGUAAAAGUGAAUCAACGAAAUAAUAAUAUGCAUAUUAAACAAUCAAGAUUGAGAAAACCAUUACAAAAUGAUAAAUUUCUAUUAAAUUAUUUUGAAUUUGAUAAACAACAACAUUCAAAUGAUUUAACUGUUUACAAAAUUGUUAAUAUUACAAAUAGUAGUACAUCAUCAGCACCACCAUCAUCAAUAAUUCCCAAUGUUAUUCAACAGUAUCAUCAAGGCUUGACUGCAAUAUCACCAUCAUCAUUGGAAUCUAAUGAUUUCAUUUCUAAUAAUUAUGGUAAUUGUAAAAUUAGUAAGAAUCAUGGUAGAAGAAGAUUAUCAGUUGAUAGUAUUGUUACAACUGAGAAAGUUAAAGUUAAAUCACCACUCUCUCCUCAAAUUGUAAAUUAUUCUAAUAAUAAUGAAUCUAAUUCAAGCAAUGCUACCACCACCACUAAUAGUAGUACUAGUACUAGUUGUAGUAGUAAUGAUUGUAAUAUAACUGAUAGUAAUGAUAAUUAUUAUUGGGAUUUACUUCUUUCAGAAUUACAACAGGAAGAAACCAAAGGCUUGGAGUCAUCAUCUUCUCAUCUUAAUACACUUUGUACCACAACAACAACAAGUGAAGUAGACGCGAACAACGUACCAUGUGAUUGUCUUGCUCAAAUAUUUUGA